GCGUGUGUCGUUCACGGAUGUUGUUUUGACGGUUACAACUGUUGCACAGGAGCGUUCGAUUAUUUCACAAUUCCUAGAGAUUUCCAAGCAUCGGAGGAGAAAUGUUGUUCAGUCCAACGAAUUUAUCCGAAUGUUUUCGGGAAUGGGAGGAUUUGGAGAAAGAUUACCAUAAUAUUCAGGAGACCCAUCGUCUAUAUAAACAGAAGCUUGAAGAAAUGACCAAACUGCAGAGCAGCUGCUGCAGCACCAUAGCACGGCAGAGGAAGAAACUGAAAGAGCUCAGUCUUCAGUUGAAGAACUGCAAAGGACAACGUCGGACUUCCAACCUGAGCCCAGAGCUGAUGAAGUUCGUCCAUGCGAUGGAAGAGUCCAUCAAAGACAAAGCGAAUUCUUUCCUUGAGAUGGAAGCAUUUCUGCCAAAGAAGAACGGGCUGUACCUCACGCUGGUUCUGGGAAACAUUAAUGUAACACUCCUGAACAAACAGGAAAAGUUUGCAUAUAAAGGCGAGUAUGAGAAGUUCAAGCUGGUCGUGACCUUCAUCCUAUUCAUGUUCUCCUUCACAUGUCGCUUUUUGCUCAGCUACAGAGUCCUGGACGCUCUGUUCAACUUCCUGCUGGUGUGGUAUUACUGCACACUCACCAUCCGGGAGAGCAUCCUCAUCAGCAACGGCUCAAGGAUCAAAGGUUGGUGGGUUUUCCAUCACUACGUGUCAGCCUUCUUGUCUGGAGUCAUGCUGACUUGGCCUGAUGGCGCCCUCUACCAGAUGUUCAGAAAUCAGUUUCUAUCCUACAAUCUUUAUCAAAGUUUUGUUCAGUCCCUGCAGUACUACUACCAGAGUGGCUGUUUGUACCGACUCAGAGCACUGGGGGAGAGACACAACAUGGACCUCACAGUCGAGGGCUUCCAGUCCUGGAUGUGGAGAGGCCUGACCUUCCUGCUUCCCUUCUUGUUCUUCGGUCAAUUUUGGCAGCUGUACAACAGCAAGACGCUUUUCGAGAUGUUCCAGCUCCCAGAGUGCAAAGAGUGGCAGGUGUUGAUGUGCGGCUGCUCCUACCUGGUGCUCUUCAUAGGAAACCUGUUCACCACGCUGGCCGUGGUUUACCAGAAAUAUGUAAACAACGCAGACAAGCCCAAGACUGAAUGAGCGCUGCAACCAGAACGGAUCACCAACAUGGCCUCUCAGAACCAAACAGAAACCCGUGUCAGAGUCCUAAGGAGCUAAAUUUGGGCCAUAAACUUUGUUCAAAAGAAGAAAAAAUUUAAUUCAGCAAAAAUGUGAAAUGUGAAACUGAAAAAGAUGUUCAAAACUGCUUUUCAGAUUCAAUGUUUUUUUGGGUUUUUUCCCCCAGUUUCAGUUUUUUUUCUUCUUUUGAACAAACUUUAUGGGUUUAGCUCCAUAUUAUGGAACUACUCCAUAGAGUUCCUCUGUCAUGACCUCCGUCCUAAUGGACCAUUUCACUGUUCGAAUGUGAUUUCAGGUUCCUGCAUUUUAUGUUUGUUUAAAUUGAAAUAAAAUUAACUUUAUUAUUUAUAUUGAUUUUUUUUUUUAAUCAAGCAGUUUCUUCAUAGCUUUCUUUUUAUUGCAGUAGGAACGACCGUCCAUUUCAGAGAUUGUGAAAGUUUGAAGGGAUGUUAACUUGAAUGAUAUUUAUUUAAAACUUUGUGACUUUGCUCAGGAGCUGCUCCGUUGUAAUAAAGAGCUCUGCAAAA
This is a messenger RNA of Poecilia reticulata (guppy), 1711 nucleotides long. It is a transcript of the gene tmem120aa, whose product is annotated as transmembrane protein 120Aa. The record is from RefSeq and is a predicted model, not a curated record. Gene Ontology annotation, cellular component: membrane. Lineage: Eukaryota; Metazoa; Chordata; Actinopteri; Cyprinodontiformes; Poeciliidae. Gene Ontology annotation, biological process: fat cell differentiation.